GCGGGCCGGGCGCGUGUCAUUGGUCCGCCUGUGCGGGCCGCCAGCAGGGUGCGUUGCGCCGGGCUGCGGUUAGUGCCGCGGCUGUCGGCGACGUAGGGAGCAGCCCGGGCGGCGGCGGCGGCGGCGGCGAGAGCGGGAGGCGCCGGGCCCAGCCCAGUACUAGAGUUGCAUCCCAUCAUGUCUGAAGGAGAAGCCAAGCAGGUUCCCAGCAGUGGCUCAGACACAAAGCCAGAAUCCACAUCUUCUGGGCCAGGAAUGACCUCUGUGUCUCCACCAGUGACUUCUGCAGCUCCAGCAGUGCCCCAGGAGGAGGAGGAAGAGGAGGAGAGUGAAGAUGAGUCUGAAAUCCUUGAAGAAUCUCCUUGUGGACGGUGGCAAAAGAGACGUGAAGAGGUGAAUCAGCGCAACGUCCCUGGGAUUGAUAGUGCCUACCUGGCGAUGGAUACAGAAGAAGGUGUGGAAGUUGUUUGGAAUGAGGUUCAAUUUUCCGAGCGCAAGAAUUUUAAGCUUCAGGAGGAGAAGGUUAAAGCUGUCUUUGACAACCUGAUCCAGCUGGAACACUUGAAUAUUGUGAAAUUCCACAAGUACUGGGCUGAUGUAAAGGAGAACAAGGCCAGGGUGAUUUUCAUCACGGAGUACAUGUCCUCAGGCAGCUUGAAACAGUUCCUGAAGAAGACAAAGAAGAACCACAAGACAAUGAAUGAAAAGGCGUGGAAGCGCUGGUGCACCCAGAUCCUCUCUGCUCUCAGCUACCUCCACUCCUGUGAUCCCCCGAUCAUCCACGGCAACCUGACCUGUGACACCAUCUUUAUUCAGCACAAUGGACUGAUCAAGAUUGGGUCAGUGGCACCAGACACCAUCAACAACCAUGUGAAGACAUGUCGUGAGGAGCAGAAGAACCUGCACUUCUUUGCCCCAGAGUAUGGAGAAGUCACCAAUGUCACCACUGCUGUGGACAUCUAUUCCUUCGGGAUGUGUGCGCUCGAGAUGGCAGUGCUGGAAAUCCAGGGUAAUGGUGAGUCAUCCUAUGUGCCCCAGGAGGCUAUUAACAGCGCCAUCCAGCUGCUGGAGGACCCCUUGCAGAGGGAGUUCAUUCAGAAGUGCCUGGAGCUGGACCCUGGGAAACGUCCCACUGCUCGGGAGCUCCUCUUCAACCAAGCUCUGUUCGAGGUGCCCUCCAUGAAGUUACUGGCCGCUCACUGUAUUGUUGGACACCAGCAUAUGAUUCCUGAAAACGCUCUAGAAGAAAUGACCAAAAACAUGGACAUGAAUGCAGUGCUGGCAGAGAUCAACCACACAGACAGGGAAGGGGUCAGGAUGAUCUUCUCCCAGUCCCCGGCACUGGAGCUGGACAAGUUCCUGGAGGAUGUGAGGAAUGGCAUCUACCCACUCACAGCCUUUGGGAUGCCUCGGCCCCAGCAGCCCCAGCAGGAGGUGGUGAAGUCCCCCAUUGUCCCCCCGUCAGUGAAGACCCCAACGCCAGAACCUGCUGAGGUGGAGACCCGCAAGGUGGUGCUAAUGCAGUGUAACAUUGAGUCAGUGGAGGAGGGAGUCAAGCACCAUCUGACGCUGCUGCUGAAACUGGAAGACAAAUUGAAUCGACACUUGAGCUGUGACUUACUGCCCAAUGACAAUAUCCAGGAGCUGGCGGCUGAGCUGGUACAGCUGGGGUUCAUCAGUGAGGCCGACCAGAACAGACUCACCUGUUUACUUGAAGAGGCGUUCAGCAAGUUCUUCUAUGCCCGGACUGGAGCCCUGACGGCGGUGACCGUGUCGUCCUAGCAGCCCCUCCAAGCUGGCCAGCCCAUGACCCUUUUCAGAGUCUGUCCAUCUGGGUAGGGCACCAGCGAGACCCUAGACGCUGCGCUUGGAAGCUCAUCCUGCAUGUGCCGUCGCCAGGCCCAGCGACAGUCUGCCCUGCCUGCCUAUUAAAGGGGACUUUGCGAGUCA
Messenger RNA from Dermochelys coriacea (leatherback sea turtle), 1950 nucleotides. RefSeq names its product nuclear receptor binding protein 1 (gene NRBP1). NCBI's taxonomy places the organism in Eukaryota, Metazoa, Chordata, Testudines, Dermochelyidae. The transcript is spliced from 18 exons. Gene Ontology annotation, biological process: intracellular signal transduction; protein phosphorylation; endoplasmic reticulum to Golgi vesicle-mediated transport. The record is from RefSeq and is a predicted model, not a curated record. The coding region runs from base 178 to 1782 and encodes 534 amino acids. Gene Ontology annotation, cellular component: cytoplasm; endomembrane system. Gene Ontology annotation, molecular function: protein kinase activity; ATP binding.